Exophiala aquamarina CBS 119918 is the source of this 1146-nucleotide messenger RNA. Its product is annotated as branched-chain amino acid aminotransferase. Lineage: Eukaryota; Fungi; Ascomycota; Eurotiomycetes; Chaetothyriales; Herpotrichiellaceae. Gene Ontology annotation, molecular function: branched-chain-amino-acid:2-oxoglutarate transaminase activity. The transcript is spliced from 2 exons. The record is from RefSeq and is a predicted model, not a curated record. The coding region runs from base 1 to 1146 and encodes 381 amino acids. Gene Ontology annotation, biological process: branched-chain amino acid metabolic process.
AUGGCUCCCUUCCCACCUCCACCGGUGAGUACAAUUGAUUGGUCGAAUGUUGGCUUUAAAGUACGCGAGGUCAACGGGCACAUCGAGUCGACAUUCCGACACUCAGCACCCAACCCAUCAUGGUCCAAACCACGAUUCGUGCAGUCCCCGCACCUGUCCAUCCAUGGUAUGGCGCCUGGCCUGAACUAUGGCGUGCAAUGCUACGAGGGCAUGAAAGCAUUUCGAGCACCAGGGGGUGCAAUCACCAUCUUCCGCCCGAGGGAAAACGCCCUGCGUAUGCAGCACUCAGCCAGCUACAUCUCAGUCCCGCCAGUGCCCGAGGAGCACUUCACCGAGUGUGUCAACUUGGCCGUUGCAGCGAACGCCGAGUUCGUCCCGCCCCAUGAGACCGGCGCGGCCAUGUACAUCCGACCACUGCUGUUCGGGUCUUCCGCCCAGCUUGGCCUCAACCCGCCAGACGAGUACACGUUCGUGGUGUUCGUAAUGCCCACGGGCGUCUACCACGGCGUGCACGCCGUGGACGCCCUGAUCUUGGAAGACUUCGACCGAGCGGCACCAGAGGGGACCGGAAGCGCCAAGGUUGGCGGGAACUACGCCCCUGUGCUACGACACUCCGACAAGGCCCGAAACGCGGGCUACGGCAUCACCCUGCACCUGGACAGCAAGACGCGCAGUGAGAUCGACGAGUUCUCGACCUCGGGGUUUCUGGGCGUGCGCAAGGAUGCGGCGACAGGGAAGACGACGAUUGUCGUGCCGGACUCGAAGAAUGUGAUCAAGUCGGUCACGUCCGAGUCGGCGUGCGAGAUCGCGGAGAAGGUCUUCGGCUACGGGGUCGAGCGCCGUCGCAUCGCGUAUGCAGAGCUCUCGGAGUUCAGCGAGGUCAUGGCCGCAGGCACGGCCGCAAGUCUGGUGCCCAUUAAGAGCAUCACGCUGGCAUCCAAGAAUGAGAAGUUCGAGUACCCCGUGAACGAGAAGCUGGAUCCUGGUCCGGUGUGCGCGGAAUUGUUGAGCACGCUGAAGGGUAUUCAACAAGGGAAGAUUGAGGAUAAGUUCGGGUGGAACUGGACAGUCACGGAGGUACCCAAGGGAUUCACGAGCCAGGAGGUGAAUGGGGGUACCAAUGGCGCGGUGGAUUCCUUGCCGUGA